Didymodactylos carnosus is the source of this 2718-nucleotide messenger RNA. Lineage: Eukaryota; Metazoa; Rotifera; Eurotatoria; Philodinida; Philodinidae. The record is from the annotation of a GenBank genome assembly.
GGAUUCAAAAGAUUAAAAUAAUCGUUGGUGGUCCAAGCCCGAGACUAGACACUAGCACUGGACUAGUACUGUCGAGACUUAACCAUAUUUGACAAUCAGAUCAAUUCAUUCAACUGUAAUGUUCAUAACUAUAAUAAUAACUCUAUUCUUAUGUUUAAGUCUCGACAGUACUAGUCCAGUGCUAGUGUCUAGUCUCGGGCUUGGAUCACCAACGAUUAUUUUAAUCUUUUGAAUCCAGAAUGCAGAUCUAAAUAUAGAUUAUAUGCUGAGAAAAACUAGGUGCAUCCAAGCAGUUUAGUUCGUUCAUAAGAAAAUAUUCAGAAAACUAUUAUUUUUCUAUGAGGAUUAAUUGAAUAAGGAUCAAUGCUGUUAUACAAACUUUUAUCAAUAAUCAGUUAGUACCAAACCCGAGUCCAAGUCAUGGAGCAUGCAAAGCAAGCCCGAUAAUUUUUCUAGAUCAUUCUGGCAAUCGUUUUCUUUUCUCGUACAACAGAUCAAUCUUAUUAUAACAGAAACAGUUACAUAGAUAAACUUCUAUUGCAGAUUCCAUUCAAUUUUCUAAACCAUCUUUCUUUCUUUUUACUUCUUUAUGUCAGCGUCCAAACUCUGAUUUACUCCAAACUGAGAUUGGCCUAGGCCAAUUAGGAAUUGGACAUGAAAGUGAGUCAGAAUAGAAGACGAAGAAGAAAGGACAGCAGUGAAUGAACAUGAUACUGUAUACAUUCAAAUCAUUUAUCAUUUUUUGAAAUACCCCUCGCAAAGUACUGGAUUUUCAAUCGAUCUAUUUUGAGAAACGCAUAAGUUCUUAUCUAAGAGACCUGAUGUUCAUUUUUCAAAUUUCGAAAGAGGAGGUAUCUGGGGUGCCAACUCAGUAAUCUUGAGAAUAGUAAUAAUAAUAAUAAUCUAAUCUAAACUACUAUCUGGUACAAAAAGUAUGCAGGCGAUUAUAUAUAAUAAUAAACAACGUAUCGUCAGCUAUAACUGUCAUCUCAAUGUGACUCUAGUCGAUUGUGUUCAAUACUAGGCAUCAUCAUCCGAUCAAUAAAAAACGGACAUUUUUCUGUCAAGUCUAAAUAUAAGUUAGUCGAUUUCAAAAUAAAUUCUUAUUAAAAUUAUAAACUUUUAUUUCUAUAUAUUAUCAUUAAAGCAUAAAUAAAUAAAUAAUGUGUCGUAUAGUAAGUAUUGUAGUUGCCAUCCUCGCAUGUUAUAAGUUGGUUAUCUCAGUCAAAUUCAGAUAUACGUUUAAUUCGCCUUUCAUAAUCAGCAACAAAAACUUAUGAAUAAAAUGGUUUAUCUCUCAAACACAUCUGAUGAAACAAAAUAUUUUUCUAUGUUCUAAGAUGGUGAUAGAAACGAAAAUCUUGCAGGCAACAUGAAAGUCAAAAUUUUAAAAGACAAUAUAUAUGCUUUUUUCUUGAACAUACAGCAGUACGCAAAAUGGAUUUAGUGGUAGCCUGUUUUUUUCUAAGAAAACUAGGAAAAAGAUGUUCAGGAAACGUUUAUGUACUACUCAUUCUACAGAAUUCGGUUUUGUUUCAUUUAGGAUAUUCCAUCUAUUCAUGAAAUAAAAUAUCGAUUACAUCUUGGUGUUAUAAUUGCAGUUUUUGUGAUUAUACCAGUUUCCAUACCAUUCAUUUUAUUUUGGGCUCAUUUCAUUGCUCUUGAAUCUGAAUGGAAACGAGAAGGAUUGAGAAUAUUAAACUAUCUCUGCAUUCUGUUCCUAACUGGCUAUAAUAUUUGGGGUAAUUAUUAUGUGACGGUGUGUCUAAAUGUUUCUCUCAAAACGCUAUAUGAUACUUUUUACCUCACGGUAAAACCUCGCGAACGAAGGGCGCUUGAAUGAAGAAAGUGGAAGUAAAUCGUUAGAUAGAUUCUAAAAGUUUAAAAUGCUAUUCUGAAAAGACAGAAAAUUAAUUAGAGUUCCAUUCUACUAUAGUCAGAGAAUGCUAUAAUGUAUACAUUAUACAUUAUGCAUUAUACUUGAUAGGAAUCCCGUAUCUAUUCAAUUGAGAAAUGAAGACUUACUAAUCAAUAUCACUUGAUUGUAAAUUCCACGCUAAUGCUAAGUUCCCAAUUACUUUUCGUCAAAACCACAUAAUGAAGAAGCAAAACAAAUCGGGCAAAGACGAGCAACUAGCGGUUAGGUUCUAAAACUCGUCUACUAUAAAAGUACGAAGAUGAUCGUGCUCACUUUGGAUAAAAUUGUUUUUAAUCAGUUUAUAGAAUAUAGUUUAGUUUUAUCUGUGAGUAAAAUAUUGAAAAUUAAAUUCUUAACUGUGGUUUAAAUGUAAAAUAACAGUAAAAAGUAACAUCAAGGGAUGAUUUCCAGACAAACAUGCAUUCCCGGUUGUUUUUCUGUUAGUUAGAGGCAUUUGAUGGUAGAGGUGUUAUAAAUCGAAACUAGCCAGUCUGAAUCGUCUGCGGAGAAACAUAUGCCUGUGGUAUAAUAAGCUUUAAUUAAAAAUUAUUUUAGGUCGUAAGACAAACUGGAAAAUUACAAAAUAUGGUCAAUUAGUCUCAGAUAUUUGUAACUGGGAUAAUUUGGGAACAUUUGCGUCCACAUUUUUAUUGACCACGAGCACAAUUGUAUCAUCAACAAUUAUUGUUGCCAAUGCACAGGAACCCCAUAGAACCCGAGCAGCUUUAAGUUCAGCCGUCAUUGAAUGGCUCCGGUUUGCCGUCAUGAGUAUCUACAGUGGUGGUAUAGUCCUACGUUGA